UCAUUUAUGGGUACUUGCAUGAAAAGAAUAUAUGAUCAAUAUCAUUUUUUGAUUUAGAAAUAAUACUUUUAAUUCAAUUAAUAGAGAUAGCAUUUCUAGCCCUUAACUGGAUAUUUUAUGCAUCCUUCUUAUGAAGACAAAAAUCCUCAUUUAAGCUUUGUUUCUUGGUGCAAUUAAUAGAACUAUGAAAUUAAAAUGGGGAAAUUCUACCAAACCCAAGCUUGUGAAGUUCAGGAUAGAUGGACUAUUAUAAUAAGUUCUAUUGAUGAUUUCUAAUUUGAUUCAUCAAAGUUUAUACAGAGAAAAAGUGUGAAGAAAAACCUAUUGAAUAACCUCUUAUUAGAUAAUUACCAUAUUCUGUCUAGUUUUUUCCAAUUUCUAAAAUAUAGUAUCAUAAAAAUAAUUUGAA
This is a messenger RNA of Paramecium sonneborni, 409 nucleotides long. The record is from the annotation of a GenBank genome assembly. Lineage: Eukaryota; Ciliophora; Oligohymenophorea; Peniculida; Parameciidae.